Pelodiscus sinensis (Chinese soft-shelled turtle) is the source of this 6395-nucleotide messenger RNA. It is a transcript of the gene SYVN1, whose product is annotated as synoviolin 1. Gene Ontology annotation, biological process: ERAD pathway; proteasome-mediated ubiquitin-dependent protein catabolic process. Gene Ontology annotation, molecular function: ubiquitin protein ligase activity. Gene Ontology annotation, cellular component: endomembrane system. The record is from RefSeq and is a predicted model, not a curated record. NCBI's taxonomy places the organism in Eukaryota, Metazoa, Chordata, Testudines, Trionychidae.
AUGGGUGCGGAUGGUAUAUCCCAAACGGAAGUGAGGUGUCUCUUGGUUUCAGGACUUCCGGCGAAGUGUGGGGGGGAGGAACGGCUGGUGUUGGUGGUGGGUGCAGCAGCCCGAGGGGCUCUCGGAUCUUGUGAAGCUUAAAACCCAACUUGUGGGAGGACAUAAGUUAAAGGAGAAGCAAGCAUUAAAAAUGGGUGCGGUGGGAGAAAGUAUGAAUGCUGGAGUUGUCCUAUCUGCCCGCAAGAUUGAAAUGUAUCCCAAGCACUUUAUAUAGUCGUUGGGCUGGGGAGAUGUUCCGAUCAGCAAUCAUGAUGGCUGCCAGCCUGGCUCUGACAUCAGCAGUAGUGGCUCAUGCCUAUUACUUGAAGCAUCAGUUCUACCCAACAGUGGUAUACCUGACCAAAUCCAGCCCCAGCAUGGCAGUUCUCUACAUUCAGGCUUUCGUUUUGGUUUUCCUCCUGGGCAAAUUCAUGGGCAAAGUGUUUUUUGGCCAGCUCCGAGCAGCAGAAAUGGAGCACCUACUUGAGAGAUCAUGGUAUGCAGUCACGGAAACUUGUUUGGCCUUCACUGUCUUCAGAGAUGACUUCAGUCCCCGUUUUGUGGCCCUUUUCACCCUCCUUCUCUUCCUCAAGUGCUUCCACUGGCUCGCUGAGGAUCGGGUGGACUUUAUGGAGAGGAGUCCAAACAUCUCCUGGCUCUUUCAUUUCCGCAUUGCCUCUCUGAUGCUCUUGUUGGGCGUCCUGGAUUUCCUAUUUGUCAGCCAUGCCUAUCACAGCAUCCUCACCCGGGGAGCCUCUGUCCAGCUGGUCUUUGGGUUUGAGUAUGCCAUCCUCAUGACUAUGGUGCUCACCAUCUUCAUAAAGUACAUUCUACAUUCAGUCGACCUGCAGAGUGAGAAUCCAUGGGACAACAAAGCUGUCUACAUGCUGUACACUGAGCUCUUCACAGGCUUCAUUAAAGUGCUGCUGUACAUGGCGUUCAUGACCAUCAUGAUCAAAGUACACACGUUCCCUCUGUUUGCCAUCAGACCCAUGUAUCUGGCCAUGAGGCAGUUCAAGAGAGCUGUGACUGAUGCCAUCAUGUCACGCCGUGCCAUUCGCAAUAUGAACACUCUAUACCCCGAUGCCACUCCAGAAGAGCUUCAGGCCAUGGAUAAUGUGUGUAUUAUCUGUCGGGAAGAGAUGGUGACAGGUGCUAAACGCCUGCCGUGCAACCACAUAUUCCACACCAGCUGCCUGCGUUCGUGGUUCCAGCGGCAACAAACCUGCCCCACUUGCCGCAUGGAUGUCCUCCGUGCUUCCCUUCCCGCUCAGUCCCAGACGCCGCCCGAGCAGCAAGAGCAGGCACAGCAGCAGCCCCAACCACACCAAACUCCCCUGAUUCCCCAGCCACCUAACUUCCCCCAAGGAAUCCUGCCCCCAUUUCCUCCUGGGAUGUUUCCUCUCUGGCCUCCCAUAGGCCCAUUUCCUCCAGUGCCUGGUGUCCAGCCACCCAACAAUGCUGAGAAUCCUUCUGCUGCUUCCAGUGCACCUUCCACUUCGGGCAGUCAGACAACAGCAAAUACCUCGAGACCUGGUGGUGAUUCAGCCUCUGGAGCGGAUACGGCCCCUGUAGGAACAGUGCCUGGCUUUCCCUUCCCUCCCCCAUGGAUGGGAAUGCCAUUGCCACCUUUAUUUGGUUUCCCUCCUAUGCCUGUGCCACCUGCUGGAUUUGCUGGGUUGACAGAUGAAGAGCUGCGUGCCAUGGAAGGCCAUGAGCGGCAGCACCUUGAAGCCAGGCUCCAGUGUCUGCAGAACAUUCACACACUCCUAGAUGCAGCCAUGUUGCAGAUAAACCAGUAUCUCACCAUUUUGGCGACUAUUGGAUCACCCCGUCCUACACAGCUGCCAACUACCCUAAACACUUCGACCUCCUCUCAAGAGACACCCACCAGUGAAUCCACCACUUUCAAUUCACCCAGCAGUACCUCUUCCCCGGGGACAUCUGCAACAAUGGAACCAGACUCGACAGGUCAAACAGAUCUAUCUGGAUUGGUGGGUGCAGAGGGAUACACAGCGCCAGCUGGACAUGAGGAAGAAGAGGAGCAGCAGCCUUUACCAGAGGAGCCUGACACAGCAGAGCUUCGCAGGCGCCGGCUUCAGAAACUGGAAUCUUCUUCUCCCCCUUCCCAUUGACACCCCUCCCACCCCUCUUUCCUAGGUACCUUGUCUUGCCUGGGUUACUGUUUGACACUGACUCUUCCUUUUGAAAAGCAGCGUGUGUGGUGGUGGUUGGGGAUGCAACAAGAGAACAGAGUGAUGGCAGUCUCGUUUAGGACACUGUAAACUGCAUCAAGUGCUGACUUGACAUGAGAGUGCUAAGGCCGCUAUGCUGGGGCUUAGAAUUGACUCUUUAAUCUGCCAUGGUUUCUCAUUUAAAAACAAAAAAAACCCACCACCUAGUCUGCAACUGUCCUCUCUCUGGGCAGAUUCAGUCAUACCCACCUGUGCACUAUCUGUUCUAAUCCCAGAGCCUACUCAGCAGCAUUCCCUGGAAAGCAGGGUCCUACAAAAUAUGAUGCACAGGGCUGAGGUGAUCAGACUCCCAGGGACUUCUGUGGUGUAUCACUUCACAACAGUGGGCAUAUCUGUUGUUUAGGAAGUUGGCCUUCCUCGUCCCAUCUACCUAACAGGAGUUGAAUGGCGACUUCUCAAAGUAGUUUUCUCCUGCUUUAAUCCAGUUCUUUCUACCUCUGACAUUCAUGUGACUGCUGGACUCCAUCCUCAAGCAGUGUCUUCUGGGCUCACCUUAACAAUGUUAAUGUCUAACUGGGGUAAGUCCAAAAGAAACAUGCUCCCAUCAGGAAAGGGGAAAGGAGGUGUAUUUCCUUAAACUACCCAUGGGAGGACACCUGUUAGUGAACAUAGUCUCGGCUUUUAUACAUAGGAACAAUGUAUGUAGGCGACUCAGCUCAAGGUGAGGAGUUUGUGAACCACGUUCAUCCUCUGACAAUACUCAGCCAGAACUUGGAAGCCUAAGGACUGCAGGAUCCAGACCCUAGGUAUUGCUGGUAGACAUUACUAGUUUGGAUAAGUUUGUGUUGGGGUAAAGUUACAAGUUCAACCAUUGCUUCUGCUUUACAUAUUUUUUUUGAAUUUAUUUUUGUUGAGUGGGGAGCACUGAAUGGCGCAGGCUUGAGGCCUAUGGGAUGCUGUGAGAUAGUUGUUAGAUUAUUUUACAGUUGAUUUUAACUUUUUCAUCUCUAGUGUGGGUAGAAAUCAACAUUCAGAAUCAUCUGAGGAGGCCAAUAGGAGUUCUUGCAAUUUAGAAUAUAUCUUAGUGCAAGUGGCUUCAGUAUUGAUCACAAACUGUGAUGCUCAAAGAGUUUUAUCCAAAUGGCACUGGGAUGAUUGUAACCAUGCAAUUGAAACUCCCCCUAGGUUACACUGCUUAGAUACUCAUCCCAGAAAGAACAUUAUCUGCUGAAUGUAGAAUGGAGUCUGCUAGACCUCUGAAACUAGAGUAUUGAUUUGCUUGAGUGUAGCAAUGAAUCUGUGCUGAUGGCAUAGAUAGCAAAGAACUUAGAAGAUAUAGUUAAUAUUCCUCCUUUCUCUGUGCCUCAUCACUAGAGAAGCACUUGUCAUGUUUCCAACACUGAAGGAUGGAGAAGCUGCAGUAACCACGGCUACUCAAUCACCCUCCUGGCCUUUGAUAUCUCUAAUGUUACAGCUUUCACACACUUUGCUCAUCAUAGUGACACUUUAAUUUCUAAGGAGCUGAGAGAUGAAAUGCCUCUUCACUGCCAGUCUUACUUGGAAGAGAAUGGGCCAGCCUCUUCCUUUGUGAUUCUACUUAAAUCCAUGCUUUUAUGCAAGAGAUGAAAGUGACUUAUUGACCAGGUUCAUAUUAUUCUAUCUGUAUACAGGCUAUGAUCCCAUAGCCAUUUUCUGUGAAUUGUUCCCAUGGAUCUUGUAUUUCUCCUGGCACCAUGGUCAGGUUCUUUAAGAGCUGCUUUCAAGAUACAAAACAGUCACCUCUGCUUUUUUUCCCCCCCAAUAGUAGUGCCCUAACAACUUCAGAAGGGCUUUUUAAGGGUUUACUGAGCUCAUGUUGAUUGACAGUAUUAGUGGUGGAACUCCUAAAGGAAAAUACCUUUGCUUUGGAAAAACAAGUAAAAAUGUCCCAUUAGCAGUGAGAUCCUGCUCAUCCAGUCUGUUUUACGACCCAGACUCCGUCUUAAAGGAUGUUAGGCUAAUUAGUAUAAAAACAUAUGCCUUUAUGGGUUUGUGACUUGUAACACCUUGACAUAUGUUAGAUUUUAGCAAUGUCUCCACAUUCCAUCCAGCCUAGUUCUCUCCCCAGAUACUUGCUUACACGCCAACACACCUUAAAAGACUUAACACCAAACUCUAAACUUUCUGGAUUGACAUAAGCAAACAGUUAGAGUUGUCAUUGGUUAUGGACAUUGAGUUUGUUCAGUCUGCUAGCAAGUAGUUGGAAGAGACAUUUUGGCUACCGUGGCCACUGUGAUAGGCUACUUCUGUCCCUUUUUGAGUGAGCCUAUAUAAUUUAAAAAAACAGGAACAGUAGUUUAAGACACAGAUGGGGACAUUCACAUCCUCAAAUAUUGUUUCAAAAAUGUAAUUUGAGAAGACUAAUCUGGCUUGAAUAAUUGUUUGACACAUCUCCUGUGUGUAAGUCAUGACAAGGAGAACACUUCUGUGACUUAGGAGCAUCAAUCCUGUUAACUUUCAGUGGGACUGGUGGUCCUAAAGUGAUUUGAAAAUCCCUCCAGUAUAGUUAUGUGAACUCACAUCCUAAUGCAUAUAUUAUACAGUAUACAAACCCCUGUAUCUAAAAGGAUAUCAGUUUAAUGGGGAAGUAAACCAUAGGCUGGAUUUAGAUAGGAGAGAGGUAAUGAUGGAUAAGGUAAGCAUUUUUGGUUUAGGGAAGAUGCUCUUCAACAAGCAGUAGAUGUUGUUACAGAACCAGCAUUGAAUGAGUCAUAAAAUUCCUCCCCUCCCCCAAGAAACCCCCAAAAUUGUGUGUGUGGUAACCCUAAACCUUUUGUUUGCUAUUCAGUCUUUUUUGAUUCAGCAAUUGGUAUAACCCUUCAGUGCUUCUCUUAAAGUGGCUUCUAAUCAUACCUAUCUCAGGGAAACAAUCCAGAGGCAGCACUUAAGGGUUGGAAAUUAGUUUAAUAUUUGAGUUCCUUCUGGAGAAGGGCAAAAGUAGUUAAAGAUUUAUAUUUUUAAAACGUAGUGUUUUUGAGGCAUAUCAGAAUUACAGUACUGGCUUGGACUGGAGUCCGAGUCACUGAAAACUAGAACUGAGCAUUAAGGAUAGGAAUGGGUGACUGUGACAAAGGAUGGUGAUAUCUUGCAGACAGCUAGAAUCCUGGUGCUCUGGUAGGGAGAGAAUGUCAAAAGGCAACCAGGCUGUGCAUCACUUUGAAACAAGACAAUGGGCUAAAUGUGCAUUUGGUGUAAUAACUAUGCAUUCUUUAUAUCCAAAUCUUAAGAAAGAAAAUCUUAGUUUUAAGGAAAACGUCCUCCCCUCCAAAAAUAGCUUCUGUAUAAUACAUACAGAAAUGCAGAGUCAUCUGUGAGUGUGGAUUGAAAACUUCCUUUUCUCUGGUCAUGGAACAUUGAGGUAAUGAGAGACUGCAUUUUUUUCUUAGAGGGCUGCAUACUUGGAACAUGUGCAUUUUCUUUGCUGAGCAGUCUCUCUUCAUUCUGUAAAGGGACAAUAAGAUCAGUCCUCUCAGAAUUUGACAUGUGUUCCUCAUAUAUCCUCUUUGAUUCCAAGCUUAAUAUAUGCUGAGGGUCUCCUCCUUUCUUUUCCUCCCAUGCUCCCAAAAUAACUUGUUUGGCUCCUUAUUAGAAAUAACAAUGGUAAUAUCAGGAACUCUGCAAUAACAAGCCAGCCUGCAUAAAUAACUUUAUUUCAGUAUUGGAUGUGCAGAAGAGGCAAAAGCUUGAUCUCAUUCUUCCAGGGGUUGUGAUUAGUUUUUUUUAAAAAAAUACUGUAUGCCAUAUGUCCGGUUGAAAAAUUAAAUUGAGUUUAAAAAUGGGAAUAGUUUAGGGAAGUGUCCAUAUUUUGUUUGCAAUUUCAAGAAAAUGACAAUUUAGGAGAGGAUGUGCUAAAGUGUGCCACACAUUCCAUGAUAUUUGAAUUAAGAGUUUAUUUGUAUACUAAAUGAAGAGAGAUACAAAUGAGAGAGAGCAUAAGGAAAUGUUCAUGGCCUGUGUUCAUCCGAAUGGCUUCCUUUUAACUUCUCUUUCAUUGUUUUUGUGUUGCAGAGAUGUAUGUUGGAGGUGAAGAGGGUUUGGAUAAUUAUUUAAUUUGUAAAUAUUGUGUACAUUUUUAAUAGCUUAAAUUGUAUAUACAGCAAAAUAAAACUUACUUUAAAAAUG